AUUACAGCUUUCCCUCUGAUGGGAAUUUUACAUUCUUCGUGGUGCAAUUGUUAUAUGCGUUUUUGCUUGAAUCAGCUGUACUAUAUGUGGUUAUGACCCGGCCAUUGGCAAAGUUCUGAAAACACGUGGAUAAAAAUUAUCUAUAAAAAUCAAUAAUGCCGUUAGCAAAAGAUUUCCUGCAUCCAAGUCCAGCAGAAGAAAAAAGGAAACACAAAUUGAAGCGAUUGGUUCAAAAGCCGAAUAGCUAUUUCAUGGACGUCAAAUGUCCAGGAUGUUAUGCAAUAAAAACAAUCUUCUCACAUGCUCAACGCCCCGUUGAAUGCGAUGGUUGCCGAACAAUCUUAUGUACUCCGACUGGUGGAAAAGCACGUCUAACUGAAGGGUGUUCAUUCAGAAGAAAAGUCCAAUGUUAAAAAUUUUUUACUCAUAUACUUUGGCUGAAAUUGAUUUUAUGGAUAAUAAAAUAAAUUAAAUGUACAUUUAA
Messenger RNA from Chelonus insularis, 484 nucleotides. RefSeq names its product ribosomal protein S27 (gene RpS27). The coding region runs from base 156 to 413 and encodes 85 amino acids. Gene Ontology annotation, cellular component: ribosome; cytosolic small ribosomal subunit. Gene Ontology annotation, molecular function: structural constituent of ribosome; RNA binding. The record is from RefSeq and is a predicted model, not a curated record. Gene Ontology annotation, biological process: translation; ribosomal small subunit assembly. NCBI's taxonomy places the organism in Eukaryota, Metazoa, Arthropoda, Insecta, Hymenoptera, Braconidae. The transcript has 2 exons.